Molecule: messenger RNA, 1281 nt
Organism: Penicillium oxalicum
Lineage: Eukaryota; Fungi; Ascomycota; Eurotiomycetes; Eurotiales; Aspergillaceae
Product: FAD-dependent oxidoreductase
Exons: 3
Coding region: 1-1281 (426 amino acids)
Source: RefSeq, a predicted model, not a curated record
AUGAUCGACCCCAAGACAAGCCAGAAACACAUCCUCAUCGUGGGCGCCGGACUCACGGGCCUCAUCCUGGCACAGGCGUUGAGGCAUCUGAAGGCAACCCAAAAUCCGGCUCACAAUCAAGUGCGAUACACGUACUCGCUCUUCGAGCGGGAUCCGUAUGCUUUCGCUCGCGGAGCAGGGUGGAGUCUCACCAUUCACUGGGCCCUCACUGAUCUGCGGAGCAUUCUGCCCCCAGACAUCCUGGCUGGCUUCAAGGACUGUCUGGUCAAUCCCGGUGCCGCUGAGGAGGGUAAUCCCGGCAAAUUUCAGUUUCUCGAUCUUCGAACAGGAGCGGCGAAGGAGUCCUGGCCGAUCCCUGCCAACGCCGCCUCGCGAGUGUCGCGUGAGAAACUGCUGGCGCUGCUGAUGAAGGAUUUAGAUAUUCAGUGGUCCAAGCAAAUCGCCGACAUCACACACCCCAGUGACUCCUCCGUGACGGCGCACUUUUCUGAUGGAAGCAGCGCCACGGGCGAUCUACUCGUGGGCUGCGAUGGGGCGCGUUCAAUGGUUCGCCGCAUUCUCUGCCCCGAUAUUGCCAUGCCAUAUCGGCUUCCUGUGCGCCUAAUUGGGCUCCGCGUGCUCUAUCCCGUGGAAAAAGUGCGCCAACACUGCGAGCCCAUCGAUGUGCACUUCUUCCAGGGUGGUGAUCCCCAGACCAACGUGUACUUCUGGUUCUCGUUCAUCCAUCUACCUCGGCCUAUAGACCCAGACACCCAUGCCACUUGCCAGAUCAUGAUGAGCUGGCCUUACCAGCCUGGAUUCCUGGGCAAAGAAACCCCGGUAGAGAUGCCCGAAAGCAAUGCCGAUCGUUUGGCCUGGAUGCGCAAGUUGGCGGUCGAUUGGGCUGAGCCUUUUCGGCAGCUUGUCUAUGAUCUGCCCCCGGAGACGGAGCUGAGAGAGAUCGUCCUCGAGGAUUGGCCGCCAAAGAAGGGUGCGUGGGAUCAUCACAACGGGACAGUGACGCUGGUGGGUGACGCGGCUCAUGGAAUGACAAUGUUCCGUGGAGAGGCGGCCAAUCAUGGGGUGAUUGAUGUCUCGAGACUCAUUAAACUAUUCACUGCGAGCACCAAAGAGGAGGUCCCGAUGAAGUUGGAAGAUAUUGUGCGAGAGUAUGAGUCAGAGAUGAUUGAGCGUACACAGCCGGCUGUGCUCAAGUCACGACAAGCGUGCAUUGAUGCUCAUCAUUACGAGAGUGUGAAUGGGUCUAGUCCGCUAAUUUCGAAACGGGCCAUGAAAGAUUGA